AUGCGUGUAAGUACCCACCUUCGAUCACCAAACGAGGCUAUAGACUUACAUUCACUGUCAGGUCGCUAUUGCAAACGAAGAAAAAUUAAAUGUCAUUACAAUAUUGACAACAUCAAUGGUAAAUGCAAUGCUUGCUUCAAGUCAUCUACAGAAUGUCACUUUGAUGUUCCUCCGGACGGCGUUCUGAGAAGUGACGCAUAUGUCGCGACACUGGAAACGCGAAUCAAGAGUCUGGAAACACAGCUUCAGGUCGCUCAAGCCCACCAAUCUACACCUACCAGCAAGCACUGUCUCACACCCGAGACAGUGAUAUCCCCGUAUCAGACAUUUGACAAUGCGCUACCUACCUCACCGCAACAACAUCGACCAGGCAUCCACCCAAGCCAAAGCUCCUUGCCCAUUGCAUCGGAGCAACAUCUCAAGCCGCAUGAGUCAACUCCAAUGAGUUUACUCCCCACAAUCCGUGAGGCACAGACACCAGCCGCCGAUUUGACAAUGAUCGAAAUGGUUUACGGGCGCACAGGCGUGCCCCAGCCUGAGGUCGAUACCCUUCCUGCACUACCCUCGAGUAACGGCGCCAGAAAGCUUGUUGACGCGGCAUACUUUUAUACCCAAGCUCGAUACUCUAUAGUUGACUGGAACCAGCUGGGCAUUUGGCACCAGCAACGAGAAAAUUUUGCGCUCAUGUCUCCCGAGGGCCCAAUCAAGGCACAAACGGGUGCCUUCUUUGUCUGGAUAAUAUAUGCCAUUGGGGCUCGGUUGAUUCCAGACCCAGAGGAAACGACAGAAGCAAGUGCGUACUUUGCUCGGGCGCGAACCUACCUCCCUGCGGUGAUGUCUUUACAAGACAUGGCAACUGUACAAGCGCUUCUUUGUUUGGUACAAUAUUAUUUCAGAGCACAAACAGAAUCUCCCAUUUGGCACCUUGUUGGCCUGGCCUUACGCCUUUGCGUCAAGCUAAGAUAUCACCGUACACUUGACAACUCGACUGAAUCACGAAUGCUAGAUCCUUAUACCAUGGAGCUUCGGAAACGAUUUUUCUGGUGUGCAUAUUGCUUUGAUAGGUUUGUCUACACAUCGCUGGCCAUUUGGUCAAAGCUGCCAUUUGGCAUCAGUGAUCUGGACAUAGACAUUGAGGUGUGCUUCUUCUGUCUAGACCUUGGCGCUUACACUUUUUCUCCUAACGAUCAAUUCCAGCUUCCGGUUGAUCUCGAUGAUACUUGUACCGAUCAAGACGAGAUUCGGCGAAUGCAGCUACUCCAAAACCAUUCGUUCGGGAAUUGCGAGAAUAAGGCAAUCACCACGAUGACUGCUGCCUUGCAUCAUCUACUCGUGUACCGAAUCCGGUCGAAGAUACUAUACACCGGCCCGCACGCAAAAGUUCCGUCAUCGACCGAGGUGCAAGGAAUCCUUCACGAGCUUGGGCAGUGGAAGCAGCAAGCACCAGAUGAGCGAUACUCGAAACGAUUUCCGCAACAAAGCCCCGAUCGUGUACAGGCGACAUACACUCAGGCUGUACUCCUCUUGAUCCGACCAAUACUCAUGGCCAAAGAGGUUGAUCCUGAUUUGAUAGGGCUGUGCGUUGAAUUCGCGGUUGAGGCGUGCUCGAACGCGAAAACAUUGAGUCUGAAUCCUCAAACACCACCGGAUCGCAUCACGGUGUACCAUUGCUUUUACUGUGGCGUUACUUUGUUACAAUGUCUGGCGAUCUCACCAAAUGUACUAACGGCUCGACGGACCCAUCAGGCGAUAAGUGCCUGUCUGAGUGCGUUGUCCGUAUAUACUCGGGUCUUGCCAGCCAUCGCACCCUUUUUGCGACUGUUCGAGGAUCUCUCAAACCUGUUGGUCUAUGGCGAGCAACCUUCGGAUACCCAGCUUCCCGAGGUUCGCAGUGUUCUAAACAGGAUCGUCUCAAGUGAUCCGUCAGAAGCAUCUGGAAUUCUGGCCUCCCUUUUUGGUGGCAGGGCCCGAGAAGAAGGGGCAUCUGUGCCCACGUCGGAAACUUUGGCUGCGGAAGCGAUGCUAAGCCAGCCGACCCAGUAUGAUUCUAUCCUCGGUGGGCAAUCAUCGGUUGCGUUCGGUGCAGAGUUUUCCCUUGAGAUGCCUCUUGAUAUGUCUCCACUCUAUGCACCCGAACUUGAAGCUCCGGGGCUCUGGACUGCACCAUGGAUCCAUCCAUCGUCAACGGAAUUUAUCUGA
Penicillium salamii is the source of this 2199-nucleotide messenger RNA. The record is from the annotation of a GenBank genome assembly. NCBI's taxonomy places the organism in Eukaryota, Fungi, Ascomycota, Eurotiomycetes, Eurotiales, Aspergillaceae.